CGUCCAUUGGAAUAGGGAGAACUUAUGUACACAGUAAAACCAAAAACGAGAGAGAGAGAGUAUGUGCGCGCGCGCGUGAGAAAGAGAACUGAAAAAGAGGCAAACAAUUUACAAAGAGGGUCCGUGUGGUGUCGGCUUCAACCAAACACCCACCUUAUCGAUCCCUUGUUCUUCUCCUUCGUCACACCUCUAUUUCUCUGUCUGUAGCCCUAUUUGCUUUCCAUUAUACUUUUGUACCAACCGGAGGAGAGAUUAAAACUCUCAGUGCUCAGCUGAAGAUUUGUGUGGGUUUCUAAUGGCAUUUGCGGUGAAUCAUUCCUCUGGCAGCCCCCGCGCAGUGAUUCCAAAUGAUGCCUUAUACAAGGAAUUAUGGCAUGCUUGUGCUGGCCCCCUUGUCACACUUCCUUGGGAAGGGGAGCGGGUUUAUUACUUUCCCCAAGGUCAUAUGGAACAGCUUGAAGCUUCUAUGCAUCAGGGUUCAGAGCAGCAUAUGCCUUCAUUCAACCUCCCAUCUAAAAUUCUCUGUAAAGUUGUCAAUGUCCAGCUUCGGGCUGAGCCCGAGACAGACGAGGUCUAUGCACAGAUCACUUUGUUACCUGAGGCAGAUCAAAGUGAGAUUACAAGCCCAGAUCCUCCGCUUCCAGAUCCUCCUAGGUGCACUGUCCAUUCAUUUUGCAAGACACUUACUGCUUCUGACACGAGCACUCAUGGGGGAUUUUCAGUUCUUCGGAGGCAUGCAGAUGAUUGUCUGCCACCAUUGGAUAUGACCCAGCAGCCACCAUGGCAGGAAUUAGUUGCAACUGAUUUGCAUGGAAAUGAAUGGCAUUUUCGGCACAUUUUUCGAGGGCAACCAAGGCGCCACUUACUGACAACCGGAUGGAGUGUCUUUGUUAGUUCAAAAAAACUAGUAGCUGGUGAUGCAUUUAUAUUCCUGAGGGGUGAAAAUGGUGAGCUGCGUGUUGGAGUAAGGAGACUUAUGAGACAGCUAAGAAAUAUGCCAUCUUCUGUUAUAUCUAGUCACAGCAUGCAUCUUGGGGUUCUAGCGACUGCAUCUCAUGCAAUUGCAACUAAAACGCUCUUUUCUGUCUUCUACAAGCCAAGAACAAGCCGAUCUGAGUUCAUUGUAAGUCUCAACAAGUACCUUGAAGCCCGGACCCACAAGCUAUCCGUGGGGAUGAGGUUUAGGAUGAGAUUUGAGGGUGAGGAAGUUCCUGAAAGAAGGUUCAGUGGCACAAUUGUUGGCAUUGAAGAUAAUAAUUCAUCUGGAUGGGCUGAUUCUGAGUGGCGAUCAUUAAAGGUUCAAUGGGAUGAACCCUCAUCAAUUUUGCGUCCCGAGAGAGUUUCUCCAUGGGAAUUGGAACCACUUGUAGCAAAUGCUCCUCCAAGCUCCCAAUCCGCACAAAGGAACAAGCGAACACGGCCACCUGUUUUACCUUCACCAACACCAGAUAUAUCUGCAAUUGGUUUGUGGAAAUCCCCACUUGAAUCUCCUGCUUUCUCGUAUUGUGAGCCACAACGUGGGCGAGACUUUUAUCCAUCACCUAAUUUCAACUCUGCUACUAAAGGAAACUCUUUCAGCUUCAGUGGUAACAACUCUGUGGCUGCAGUUUCUAGCAACUCAGUAUAUUGGUCUCAUGGAGCAGAAGCCGUAACAGAGUCCUUUUCACCCGUGGUUAACAAAGAAUCAGGUGAAAAGAGACAGGGAACUGGGAAUGGCUGCAGGCUCUUUGGGAUUCAGCUUCUGGACAAUUGUAACAUGGAAGAAACUUUGCCAGUCGUUACAAUGUCCAGAACAGCGGGGGAUGAACCAUAUUUAGAUGCUGAAUCGAACCAGCACUCUGAACCAAAUCGAUCUGAUGUUCCUUCAGUUAGUUGUGAUGCUGAGAAAUCAUGCUUGAGAUCGCCUCAGGAGUCACAAAGCAGGCAAAUUCGGAGCUGCACAAAGGUUCACAUGCAAGGGAUUGCUGUUGGGAGGGCUGUUGAUUUGACGCGAUUUGACCAAUAUGAGGAUCUGCUCAGGAAACUUGAGGAGAUGUUUGACAUUAAAGGUGAACUUUGUGGAUCUACACAGAAAUGGCAGGUUGUGUAUACUGAUGAUGAAGAUGACAUGAUGAUGGUUGGGGAUGACCCAUGGCAUGAGUUCUGCAGCAUGGUGAGGAAAAUUUUCAUCUACACAACAGAAGAAGUCAAGAGGCUGUCGCCAAAGAUAAAACUUCCAGUCCCCACAGAGGCCAAACCAGUCAAGCCGGAUGUUGAAGUGGCUGUAAAUACCGAGGACCAGUCAUCAAUUGUGGGACCUGGGUGCUGAUGUUCUCCCAUGCCUGGUUUGGCUUGAUACCUGCCAAGUUUAGCUGAACCAUCAACCCCGAAAAUGAAACCCGAAAAGCAAGUUACAGGGGUAAAAGGACGCUCAACUGUUUUAAGAUUUUGUGUAUAGGUUUACACGGGUGAUGUUCUUCAACAGCAAAUUCCCAGUGGAAUGGCAGAUACAGUUUCUUCCCAUGCUGCAUCAAGACUAGAACAUGCCACGAUAUGGAACGACGGUUCUUUUAUUUGCACAUGCCAUCUGGAGGAUGUAACUAGCUUUUUAAGGUUUGGGUGUUUUGGUUAUUAUUUAAAAAAGAAUCUCGUUAAUGCUUUUGCUUGUUCAGACUUCGAAGAGGCGGCAAGUUUGUCAGGCCACGAAUGAAAGGGUUAUGACCUUUACAAUAUAUAUAUAUAUAUAUAUAUAUAUAUAUACACACAUUCUUGACCUCACCCUCUCUCAAGUUUCUAUUGGUAUUGACACGGUACAUCUAUCUUAUGUGUAUAUAAAUACAUACAGCCUUCUAUCUCU
This is a messenger RNA of Juglans microcarpa x Juglans regia, 2836 nucleotides long. RefSeq names its product auxin response factor 1. Lineage: Eukaryota; Viridiplantae; Streptophyta; Magnoliopsida; Fagales; Juglandaceae. The record is from RefSeq and is a predicted model, not a curated record. Gene Ontology annotation, molecular function: DNA binding; protein binding. Gene Ontology annotation, biological process: response to hormone; regulation of DNA-templated transcription. Bases 296 to 2308 code for a protein of 670 amino acids. The transcript is spliced from 15 exons. Gene Ontology annotation, cellular component: nucleus.